UGUUGUAAUGAGUAAUAAUUACAGUGACAUUAUUAUUAAUGAUAAUAAUAACAUAACAUUAGUAUUAUUACCAAAGGGAUUAUGGGCAACAGAGUCAUCACCAGAAUGGUUAAACAAAGGAGACAAUUCAUGGCAGCUCACAGCAACCACUAUGGUGGGGAUGCAGAGUGUUCCGGGGCUAGUGAUACUCUACGGAAGCAUGGUGAAGCGAAAAUGGGCGGUGAACUCGGCUUUCAUGGCGCUCUAUGGUUUCGCGACAGUGUUAAUAUGUUGGGUUUUGUGGGGUCAUCAUAUGUCAUUUGGUUCGAAAUGGACACCUUUUGUUGGAAAGCCAGGGUUGGCAUUGAGUGAGAAGUUUUUGUUGGGACAAUUUUCCAAGUUUGGAUUUGUCCCAAUGGCGGAUUUUGUGUAUUAUGAGUUUGUUUUCGCGGCGAUUACAGUUAUUUUGGUUGCAGGGUCUUUGCUUGGGAGGAUGAAUUUUUAUGCUUGGAUGAUGUUUGUGCCACUUUGGGUUAGUUUGAGUUAUAGUGUUGGAGCUUUUAGUGUUUGGUGUGAAGAUGGGUUUCUUCAUGAUGUUAUUAUUGAUUAUGCUGGUGGUUAUGUUAUUCAUUUAUCUUCUGGUGUUGCUGGUUUCACUGCUGCUUAUUGGGUGGGUCCUAGAUUGUCAGAUGAUAGGAGACACUUUCCCCCAAACAACAUAAUUCACAUGUUGGGAGGUGCAGGGUUUCUAUGGCUAGGGUGGGCAGGCUUCAAUGGUGGUUCACCAUUUGCAGCUAACAUGAUAGCAUCAAUAGCCAUUCUCAACACCCAUAUAUGUACUGCAACCAGCCUCCUGGUCUGGGUUUCCAUGGACAUGAUAGUCUACAAGAAAAGCUCUGUGAUUGGGGCUGUUCAGGGCAUGAUCACUGGCCUGGUCUGUAUCACCCCUGGUGCAGGGAUUGUGGAUCCAUGGGCAGCUGGAAUAAUGGGAAUAUUGUCUGGUUCAAUACCAUGGUAUACAAUGAUGGUUUUGCAUAAAAAAUCAGUGAUUUUCCAAAGUGUGGAUGACACUUUAGGGGUCUUCCAUACACACGCGGUUGCUGGCCUAUUGGGAGGUCUGCUUUCCGGUGUCUUUGCUCAAACCGAUCUUCUGGAAAUGAUGUACGGUUCGAGUGUGAGAUUUGCUGUCUCAAAUGGAAAACCAGGAGGAUGGUUUAAACAGUUGGGGUACCAGUUGGAAGGAGCAGUUUUCAUAACAGUUUGGAAUGUAGUAAUUACCUCAUUAAUUUGCCUCUUGAUUAGUCGAGUAGUUAAUCUGAGGAUGAGUGAAGAGGAUUUGGAGAUCGGUGAUGAUGCUGUGCACGGCGAAGAAGUAUAUGCUCUUUGGGGUGAUGGUGAAAGAGCACCGAGCUCACAUCGCCGUUGGCAAAUGCGCCCUCGAAUCCCUUCCAUCAUCCGCCUCCGCCGCAAUUGAAAUUGCUAGCUAGCUAAAAUCACUUCUUUAAGUGUUCCUUUUUUCAUUUCUGUAAAUGUUUCAUGUGUGAUCCCUUUGAAAACUAUACAAAAGUUUUGUUCACAACAGCUUAAAAAGUGUACUUUUUUGUAAUAUUAACAGAA
Cannabis sativa is the source of this 1596-nucleotide messenger RNA. RefSeq names its product ammonium transporter 2 member 3. Gene Ontology annotation, cellular component: plasma membrane. Gene Ontology annotation, biological process: ammonium transmembrane transport. The record is from RefSeq and is a predicted model, not a curated record. The transcript has 3 exons. Gene Ontology annotation, molecular function: ammonium channel activity. The coding region runs from base 8 to 1453 and encodes 481 amino acids. Lineage: Eukaryota; Viridiplantae; Streptophyta; Magnoliopsida; Rosales; Cannabaceae.